CUCUCGCUCUCUCUCAGUAGCACGUGGAAGAGGCAAUUUCGGACUGACGCAGGAAUACAGAACCUUCCUUCCCCUUUAUCAUUUUAUUAUCAUUAUAUUCCAGUACAUUGUAAUAGAAAAAAGAUAAGAGCAAGUGACAAAAAAAAAAAAAAAAAUAGACGACGUAAGACAAAGUGGGAACAGACAAAAGGAGGACAAGAGUGGAGAUUAAUAAUUCGUGACUGAAUUUGAGAUCAAGAUUAAGGUAAGUGGAAGUGUUUAGGUUUGAAAUUGUCAGAAUAUCAUGGCAAGUGGAAACAACAGUGGACUUGGUUCUUCAAUAUUCCGUGGAACAUUGCAUGGAAACAGUAGUAAUUUGGGAGGUGGCAGCAGCAACAGCAACAACAGCCACCACCAGCACCACCACCACCAUCAGCACCACCACACAGCCAGCCACAGCCACCAUUUGCCACAAGCUGGAGUGCAGCCCACUGCCCCACCACCACAGCCUACACUGGGGCCCAUGUCCAUAAACUCAGAUGAGAGUCCACGAGGAAGGGGCACGCCAAGGAGUCCUGACCACAUGUCAAACAUCAUGGCCAAGCUGUGGUUUGACCAUAAUGUUGAGUAUGCCCUUUCUUCCCUGAAGAAGGAGGAGCAUGAGAAGCGCACCCGGGACCUCCGCAAGCAGCUUGAGUACAUCAGUGACACCAACUGGAAGUACUCCCCCGUGGAGAAGUACAUCGGUCAACAGUAACUGCCUGGCUGUAUGUAUGUGUGUAUAUCAGAGUAUACUUGCAACACCUUCAAUAUUUGUCUGAAAACUGACAUUUCCCUUUUUUGGUGGAAAUAUAAACGAAUGAUCUCAAAAAAUGGGAUAUUGGUGUUUUGUUUGUGGUGACUACUGAGAAGCCUUGAUAGAUGGUUCCAAAGAGAAGGUGUACUUUACUUGUUUUGUAGUGUAACUCAGAUUGUGAUGGCAUGUCUGUGAAAAGAGAGCAAAUUCAUGGCACAUAAUUGUGUAUGAAAAUUAAAAGAAAAUUAUAGAUACAAGAGAACUUUGUCUUGUGAGAUUCACCACAUGACCAAAUAACAAGUUUUAUGAACAAAGAAUUCUAGAAGACAAGCAGCAUAAUGAUCACUCUGGUGCAGAAAGCCAUGAGGUAUGCUGCUGGGGGUAGCAAGAGCACCCAGCUUGAAGAGACAGUGAGCUGCAGACCAAAGCUGGAGGACUUUGUGUCGACAAGUCUCUCGGGACCAGAGACGAAGGAGUUUGAAGGACUGGUGACGUCCACAGACUGUUCAUGUGUUGUUAUUGACCAGGAUGUUUACUGUGAUCCAUCAGACUUCCCACCAAACAGGAAGGUGUCCGUGGGUGUCAGGGUGAGAGGCUUGGCUCAGAGGGGAGGCAAACAUGAAAUGUGGCGAGCAAAGAAAAUAGAGGUAGUACAGGAAGACUGGGAUGCCAGCCUUUACUGCUCAGCAAGAAUCAGUGGUGAUGGAAAGAAAUCCACUGCAUGCGUUGCUGCUGGUGAUUGUGAAGCAACACCAUGCAAAGACCUUGCUAAGGUGAUCCCAGGGAGUUUCAAGAGGGAUUUUUUGUCCUCAGUGUCAUCAGGAUCUUUCCAGCCAAGAUGCUUACCUGACUGCAGUGAAGCUUUGGCCAGGACAGGACCAUCAAAAGCUGUCAUUGGAAAGGUGACUGGUAUAUAUGGGGAUACCGUUACUCUCAAUGACAGUGUUUGCUGCAGCCUGGCUAGUGCAAACACCAGCAUGGAUUUAGUAACAGGAGACUGGAUAGUGUGUGAUGUAGAUGGUAAUUCCUGUGUUACUGGUGAGCCCAGUGAGGCACAAGGGAUCAUCCAGGUGUCUUCUUUCAAGCCGUUGAGAAAGAAGAGAGUGAAAGGAGAGGUCACUCAUUCUUACCGGACACAUUUCAUUGUCAAUGAUGAGAUUUUCUGCAGCAGAACCAUAAGAGGAGCUGCUUUUGCCAAAACUGGGGAUGCCAUGACUGUGGAGGUCAUAGAGAGCCAGCAGGGAAGCUUGUGCUGGCGGGGUGUUAUUGUUGCCUCUGCUGUCACCGCUCCUUCUACACAGGACCCAGGAAGUGUUGUGUCCAUGGUGGAACUGAGUACCCUGCCAGACACUGAUAUAGGAAGAGACAGAAUGCAGAAAAUGAUUGAAGACAAAGGAGAUAUUGUAAUAACCCAAACAAUAAGGUUCCCUCAAGUGACAUUUGGAGCAGCAGCUUUCACAGAUGUGUCCAUUGAGAACAUAGGGCCAAGACCAAGAACCUUAAAGAGAGUGUACUUUGCUUGUUCAUCUCAGGAGAGCCAGUUCAGUGUGACAUCGUGUUCAGCUGGAGGAUUGGUGGACGGCACUGCAAGAACACUAGAGCCUGGAGCAAAGGUCAUGGUGAAGCUGUGUUGUGCUGGUACACUCAUUGGCUUGUUCAGACAGCUGUGUAUAUUUGAAUUUGAGAGCUUUCAUGUUGGGAGGCAUGUAAGUGGAAAUGUGGAGGAUCCUGUCAUGGCUUCCCUGGCGCCAGCUUCCUGUCACACCCAUUGGGCACAGCACCACUCACUGAGCAGACCCAACGAGAGGGGCAUCAUCACGGGGCAGAGAUCCUUCAAGCCCUCACCAUUCAUACCAGUGAAGCUUCCUGGCAUGCGUGUCCCUGAAAGUCUGUGGCAUGAAGUGAACAUGGGAGACCUCUUCCAUGUAGCAGCUGAGCUCAGAGAACCUCUCAGUGCAGACAACCACAAGAAGAAGUUUUCUCUCUUGCUCCAUUUAGAAGAGAUAAAGAUGACACAACAAAUGAGAGAGUUUGAUAUAGCAAGAGCAAGCUUCACAGUGUGUGGAGAGUUCCUGAGCCUAACAGUGCCUGGGCUGGCAGAGAAGCGUCCCUCACUGUUGAUAGGAGACACAGUGAUUGCCACAGACCUAUGCAACAAUUGGAAUGUGGAAUAUGAGGGAUGCAUCCACCAGGUGCUCCACACACAGAUCCUUUUAAAGUUUCACUCAUCAUUCCACAACAACUAUCAUGGCGAAGACUACAAGGUGAGGUUCAACUUUAACCGGACUCCCCUGCGAAGGUGUCACUUUGCCCUCACCCACACCAUGAGGCAGCUGGGUCCUGAUGUCCUCUUCCCCUUCAGAUUAAAGCUUCAGCUCCCUCAAGUUUGCUAUAUUGAUCCUGAAGUACAACAACUAACGAGGAGGUGGAAGCAGUGCCUGUCAACAAGUCACCAGCUGCCCUUUGUGGCCAAGGCCUCCACCAAACUUGCAGCAGAUGUGUCUGAGUGUAGCAGUGUAGCAAGUGAAGAAUCAGAAUCUGACAACAAAGACACAAUGGCUUGUCACAGCAAACAAAAGCAUGAACAGGAAAAGGGAAGACAAGCAUUGAGUCAGCAUAAGAAUAUUCAACAAGACUUUUCUAACUCACCAGAGUGGGUUGGUCUGCAUCAUGAAGGAAAGGCUAACAAAGUUGUCACUCCCACCACCAAACUAAUCCCGCGGUGUUUGGAUUUGGCCGUGUACAGGAGUGCAAACAGAGACAAGACAUCAGGGAACAGAAAUAAAGAAUUGGAAGCAGAGGGCAGCUUCACUAAUGAGAAUCCUAGUAUGAAAGAAGAUGUUAGUAAUUUUAUGUGUGGGAACUAUCAUUUAGAAAAUAAAAAGAGAAAUAACUUAACAGUUGGAAACUCAUUACAGUGGAUGAAGGAGAAACACACUCCCAGUGAGUUUGGUGGAAAUGAACAACAUAGAAAUUCCAAGGCACAUCCCAGUGAAAGGUUUGGAAGCAGCGUUGCCCACACUACACUGAAGAACAAAGUCGACUAUGUUGUACCGGUGCUGCCAUUGCCUCACUCAAGGGAAAAAACUCAGAAUUUCAAGAAGCUUCCGGUCCUGAAAUGGUUUAAUAAGAGCCUGAAUCAAGAGCAGAAGUUGGCGGUGCGUAGGAUCUUGGAGGGAACCACUCGGCCUCUGCCUUACAUCAUCUUUGGUCCACCUGGCACUGGCAAGACUGUGACUGUGGUGGAGGCUGCUCUUCAGAUCCUCACCUUGAUACAUCAUAGCCGGCUGUUGCUCGUGACACCAUCCAACAGUGCAUCAGACCUUGUGGCAGAGAGGCUAGUGGAGUUUGGGGGGCUGGAGACAAGUGACAUGGUGCGCCUCAUUGCUUACCAGAGAUUGAAGGAGAGCAUCCCUGAGGUGAUUCUUCCUUAUUGCUGCAAUGGUGAUGAGGUGGAGGUGCGCACCCACCAGCGGGUAGUGGUUGCCACGGCAACAUGUGCCGGGAUGCUGUACAUGCAGGGCCUCCACAGGGAACACUUCACCCACGUGCUGGUAGAUGAGGCGGGUCAGCUGACUGAGCCAGAAUGUCUGUUGCCUCUCGGGCUGGUGAACAGAGUAACUGGGCAAAUAGUUCUGGCUGGAGAUCCCAAACAGCUGGGUCCUGUCAUACAGAGUGGGCUUGCCCGGCAAGGAGGUCUGGAGCAGUCCCUCCUGCAGCGCCUGUGUCAGACUGUCCUCUACCAGGCUCAAGAAGAGAGUGAGUCCAGUGGCUGGGAGUACGAGCCCAGCUUGGUGACACAGCUGGUGAGGAAUUACCGCUCCCACCCUCACAUCCUGGCUGUCCCUUCCUGCCUCUUCUACAACAACACCCUUCAGGCUUGUGCUGAUGUCAAGGCACAAGAGCACCUUCUGCUGUGGGAGGAACUACCAUGUCACUCCUGCCCAAUCCUCUUCCAUGGAGUUGAUGGGACAAACCUUCAGGAGGGAGAGUCUCCUUCAUGGUUCAACCCUGCUGAGGCUUUUCAGGUUGUGAGGUAUACCAAUAGUUUGCUUUUGCAUGGUGUGGAGAAAAGAAACAUUGGAAUUAUCACACCAUACAGGAAACAGGUAGAGAAGGUCCUGAAGCUGCUGACCACCUAUGGAAUUGAGGGCGUGAAGGUGGGCUCAGUGGAGGAGUUCCAGGGGCAGGAGCGGCAGGUGGUGCUCAUCUCCACCGUCAGGUCCUCCUCAGACAGGAUUGAGGAAGAUGCAAAAUACAGCCUUGGCUUCAUUAAGUGCAGCAAAAGGUUCAAUGUUGCUGUCACCAGAGCUCAGGGCUUGCUGGUGGUGGUGGGCAACCCUCUCUUGCUGAGCAUGGAUCACUCCUGGAAAGAAUUUAUCAAAUUUUGCAUUAAAAAAGGUUCUUAUCGUGGUCCUGAACUUCAGGGUAUUUAG
Scylla paramamosain (green mud crab) is the source of this 5211-nucleotide messenger RNA. Its product is annotated as RNA helicase Mov10l1-like. Gene Ontology annotation, biological process: regulatory ncRNA-mediated post-transcriptional gene silencing. The transcript has 20 exons. Bases 1114 to 5211 code for a protein of 1365 amino acids. NCBI's taxonomy places the organism in Eukaryota, Metazoa, Arthropoda, Malacostraca, Decapoda, Portunidae. Gene Ontology annotation, molecular function: helicase activity. Gene Ontology annotation, cellular component: P granule; cytosol. The record is from RefSeq and is a predicted model, not a curated record.